Molecule: messenger RNA, 471 nt
Organism: Pelobates cultripes (western spadefoot toad)
Lineage: Eukaryota; Metazoa; Chordata; Amphibia; Anura; Pelobatidae
Source: the annotation of a GenBank genome assembly
AUGAGUAAUUCUAGAGGUACUCCAAAUAAAAAACAUAAAAGAACACAACCUCAACAGGAUACAUAUAAACCAGAUCCCGCCCAUAAUUCCCAUGCAUACACCAACCCUAAUAGGACCUACAGCACAGUAGUAAAAGAAGGGGUAAGGAAAGACCAAACAUCUAAUACCACCGGAGAAAGAAGAAGAAGGUUCUCAGAGCCAACUUCGACAGGGAAGAACUACCAUACUAGAAACAGACCCGCUCAAACGAUAGAUAUAACAUCUUCUACGGAACACCAGAGUAGGAACCAGUCUGAUUCUCAACAGAACAGUACCACAUCUUCCCAGUUUUUUCGGAAGGACCCAGCCAUCAACAGAUUACAGUGGUCACAGAAAAUACUCCCCGAAGAAUCCCCAGGGAAGAAACGCAGAUUCAUAGAGGAAGAAAAAGAACAAAGAUACAGGGAGAAAAGAAACAGGAGAAGAACGUAA